Molecule: messenger RNA, 3189 nt
Organism: Glycine soja
Lineage: Eukaryota; Viridiplantae; Streptophyta; Magnoliopsida; Fabales; Fabaceae
Product: lipid phosphate phosphatase 2-like
Exons: 10
Coding region: 163-2925 (920 amino acids)
Biological process (GO): phospholipid metabolic process
Molecular function (GO): phosphatidate phosphatase activity
Source: RefSeq, a predicted model, not a curated record
GUGUCCACUUCCAAUACCAGCCAGUCAUCGAUACUCCCUCCCUCUUCUUGUUACAUAAGUUCUUGUUUAGGCCAUUUGAGCAUAGAAUUCUCAAUCACAAUUUUAAUCUUACUUUUUUUUUUUUAAUUUUACCAGCUAACCAGCCAUCAAGCACACUCCCAGAUGGAUGGUGCAGAGCUUGGUAGCAAAAGAGUUGGAUCAGUUAAAGCUGCUGUUAACUUCUAUGAUGAUAAGAAGCCCUCUUCAAGAACAAGGGAACUCCACAGAGCAAGAAGGGAUAUUGGAAGGUACAAAGAGAGCAAAUGGACUGCAGAAUCUGUAACAGCUCAAGCAGAACCUGAGCUUUCGAAUGCGAAGAAGACAGCAGAACAUCUUUCUUCUAUGAUUGAGGAGUCAAGUUACAAGGCAAAAACACAAAUGAUAGAUGUAGAAAGCCUAGAGAAGAGGGGGAAGAGCCAACACGGGGCAAUUGUUGUUGCAAAGAGAAAUGAGAAUUAUGAGUAUGCACAAGUCAUGAGAGAGUUGGAAUAUCUCAAAAAGGAAUUGUUCAAGCUUAAGCUUGAUGUGGCUUCUGUGAUGGAUCAGAAAUCCAGGGCAGAGAAGGAAAUUGAAGCAUCGAACUCUAAGAUGUUAUCAUGUUUAACAACUGCAGAAGAGCUUAGAAGGGAGAUUGAGGAGGCCAAUGAGGAGCAAGUACUUGCUGAACUAGCUAGGAUCGAGGCUUCGAAAGAACUUGCAGAUAUUGAGGCCCAGAGAGAAAAGGAAGCAAAUCAAUUUUCAUUCAAUUUGGAAAUUGCGAGGAGAAAGUUGAAGGAGGCCAUUGAAGAGAUUGAUGAGUCAAAGGAGCUUGAAAUGAAAUUGGCUGUGACAAUAUCAGAUGUUGAUUUCUUGCAGAACGAGUUAAAGUCAGUUAAGGAUAUGAAUAAAAGGGUUCAAGGAGAUGGGAGUGUAAAGCAAUUGGAAGGAAUUUUCAGGAAAGGGGAGGAAUCAGAAUACUCUAUAGUGUUACAAACUAUAACGGAAGAAUUGGAGGCAGCUAGGAAAGAAUUAGCUUUGGUUAGAGAAGAAGGUUUUCAGUUUAUGGCCUCUAUGGAUGUCAUAAGAAAUGAGUUGAAGCAUGUCACUGCUGAGACAGAUCGGUUGAAGAAGAAGGAAGGGAAAGUGGACUCAACAGUUCAAAAUCUCAAUUCCAAGAUUUUGAGAGCAAAAUCUAAAUUAGAAGCUGUGUCUGCUGCAGAGGAAAAGGUGAGAUCUAUAGUCAUGAGCCUGUCUCAUACUCUUGAAAAGCUGAAGACAGAAACAGCAGAUGCAAAAAAGGAAAAUGAGGAUGUAAGCCAAGAGGUUGCAGCCAGCAAGGAAGAGAUUCAAAAAGUUGAGUUUGAGAUAGACAUGACAGAGGAAAGAUUGCAAGGCAUCAUGCAAGAGCUGGAAGUAGCCAAAGCAUCAGAAGCUCUAGCCUUAGAGAAGCUGAAAACUCUUACUGAGACCACCAUGAGAGAAAGAGCUUUAACAACACAGCAUAGUUCCAUGAUCACUAUCUCAAAAUUUGAGUAUGAGUAUCUAACAAAUCAUGCAGCCUCAGCACAAGAAAUUGCUGAUAAAAAAGUAGCAGCGGCUGAGGCAUGGAUUGAAGCUCUCAAGGCCAGCGAGAAGGAAAUACUGAUGGAAACAAAAAUAGCUCAAAGAGAACUCAAAGAAACAAAACUGGAGCAAGAACAGGAGGUUUACACGAAAGAGAAGAUGCUUUCAAGAAGAGUAGUUAGUAGUAGUGAGGAGUUUGACAAUUGGCCAAGAAAACGCGAGAAGAGUUCAUCCAAGAACUUCCAGAGAGCCAUGUCUAGAAAGAGCAUCAAACUUAAUGGCACUAUAACUCCUGCAAGGGGAGCAAAGUUUCAGAAGACUGCUUCACCUGCAGCUCGGCAUAUCAGUCCUUUUACUAUUAAGAAGAGAAAGAAGGAAUUCAGGACGAGGGAAGUCCAACUUGGUUCACAUACUGUGAGUUCUCAUGGAUAUGCAGUUGCGAGAACACACAAACAUGAUUGGCUCAUUCUCUUGCUCCUCGUGUUGAUUGUUAUUGGCCUGUACGUUAUCCAUCCUUUCCAUCGCUUUGUUGGGAAGGAUAUGAUGACUGAUCUCAAAUAUCCCCUGAAGAGUAAUACAGUUCCUGUAUGGGCGGUUCCUAUUUAUGCAGGUUUAUUGCCUAUAGUGAUCUUUGUUGUUGUCUAUAUUCAAAGGAGAGAUGUCUAUGAUCUUCAUCAUGCUGUGCUAUGUCUAUUGUUCUCCAUUUUAAUAACCUCAGUAUUUACUGAAGCCAUAAAAAAUGCAGUAGGUCGACCUCGUCCGGACUUCUUCUGGCGAUGUUUUCCAGAUGGAAAGGAUGUUUAUGAUAAAUGGGGAGAUGUCAUUUGUCAUGGUGACAAAAAGGUCAUAAAGGAAGGAUAUAAGAGUUUCCCAAGCGGCCAUACUUCAUGGUCUUUUGCUGGUCUGGGUUUUUUAUCAUUGUACUUAUCUGGAAAAAUAAAAGCAUUUGAUCGCAAAGGUCAUGUUGCAAAACUUUGCAUUGUUUUUAUGCCACUACUUUUUGCAUCACUUAUUGGCAUUUCUCGAGUUGACGACUACUGGCACCACUGGCAGGAUGUGUUUGCUGGAGGUCUUUUAGGGCUUACAGUGGCUACAUUUUGCUAUUUGCAGUUUUUUCCUCCUCCUUAUCAUUCUGAAGGCUGGGGUCCUUAUGCAUAUUUUAGGAUGUUGGAAGAAUCACGUGGUAUGACCCAAGUUCCUACUGUUCAAAAUUCUGGUCAAGAGCUGUUAGCAGAGGCUCAGGUUGAGAGCCAAGAGGAACAAGGUCUCCAUGGGUGUAUGGGGUUAACUUUAUCACGGGAUCAUAAUGCAACAUUUGAUGACGUUGAAUCUGGGAGGGGAUAAAGUCUGUACAUUUCAUGAUCUUGCUCACUGUAAAAUGUAAAUCAGAUGUUAGUUCAUAUCCUAGGAUUUUAACCAGUACAUAAAACUAACACAUUUUGUUGAAUAAUUGUUUCCAUUCAGUCACUAGUGUCUCUGGAAACUUUGAAGCGUAGUUGUUUGUAAGAGUGAGGUUUGGGACAAUUAACCUUUGUUAUUUCAAUAUUUUGUUAAUAUGUUGACAUAAGAAAAUACGAAAUCUCUAGAAGAUUGCCAUUUAUUCAAACA